GGAAUGCCGGUUUUUAAUCAAAAUUUGGUUGUAAACAAAAACGUGUUUGUUUAAAAUUCUUCAAUUACCAGCCGUCAUUCGCGAUUUUUCGUGACUUGAAUAACCAUUUAAAUCACAUUCAUUAGAAUUAAAUAUAUCAAUCCUAUUUUGAUUGCUAGUGCUACUGUGACGAUGUCUGAAGGAACUGAGAAUUGUACCAUUGAUCCAGAGGAUGUUAUCAAGAUUUUAGUGGCCAGUGAUAUUCAUCUCGGUUAUAAUGAGAAGGAUAUUAUUAGAGGUGAAGAUAGUUUUAUUGCCUUUGAAGAAGUUCUUCAGCACGCACUGGAGAACGAUGUGGAUGCGGUCAUCCUGGGGGGCGAUUUAUUCCACAUUGCCAACCCUUCGACCAACACUCUGAACCGGUGCACUCGGUUGCUGAAAACAUAUAUGCUUGGUGAUAAGUCUAUCAAACUAGAGUUCCUUAGUGAUCAGAAUGAGAACUUUCUGGCAUCGCUUAACAAUACAGUCAACUAUGAGGAUCCGAAUAUGAACAUUGCCAUUCCAGUGUUUUCCAUUCAUGGAAAUCAUGACGAUCCGAGUGGAUUCGGUCAAAUCAGUUCGCUGGAUCUGCUGAAUACCAAUGGCUACGUUAACUAUUUUGGCAAAUGGACUGACCUAACCAAAAUCAGCAUUAAUCCAAUUUUGCUGAAGAAAGGCGAAACAAAGCUGGCUUUGUAUGGACUCAGUUAUAUCAGUGAUCCAAGACUGGCACGGCUCUUCAACGAAGCGAAGGUGGUUUUGGAGAAACCCGAGACCUCUGGUUGGUUCAAUAUUAUGGUACUGCACCAGAAUAGAGCGGAUCGUGGACCAAAGAAUUAUCUGCCGGAAAAGUGUCUUCCAGGUUUCCUGGAUCUCGUCAUUUGGGGCCACGAGCAUGACUGCCGUAUCGUGCCUGAGGAGAACCCAACAAAGAAAUUUUACGUCAGUCAGCCUGGAUCGACGGUUGCCACUUCGCUGGCAGAGGGAGAAGCAAUCGACAAGUGCUGUGGAAUUAUCAGCAUCUAUAAGAGCCAAUUUCGGUUGGAUCCAAUUCCCUUGCAAACGGUGCGGCCUUUCAUCUUUGAGUCCGUCAACUUGGCGCAUGUUUCCGAUGAGCUACAGUUGGACGAAGGAGAUGUUCAGCAAAAAGUGCAAGCUUUUGCUGCGGAAAAAGUGGAAGCGAUGAUUGAGAGAGCGAAGGGAAAGCUAACUGGGAAUCUGAGGCAGCCAAAGUUGCCUUUGAUACGUCUGCGGUUGGAAGUGACCGAAGUUGAUCAGCAGUUUAAUGCAAUUCGUUUUGGCCAGCAGUACAGCGGCCGGGUUGCGAAUCCGCAGGAUAUGAUAACUUUCAAGAGAAGGGUUACACGGUCGAAGGAUGAGAUUAAACCGUUGGAUAGGGAAGCCUUGAAUGAGGCGUAUCAGAAUCAACGGGAGACAGCUGCGAAACGAGCGGAGGAGGUGGUGGAACGUUACUUUAAAGAAGCAAACGAGGAUAAGCAACUAGAAAUACUGUCGUCUAAAAGCAUGACGGAGCUGACGCGACGAAUGGUUGACUACGGGGAUGAUGAUGCUGCUGAAAACAUUAUCAAAUUUUGCGAGAAACAGGCUAUGCUAUUUCUGGAAAAAUGUACGGUAAAUGAGGAUAACAUUGAUGAAGCCCUAGCUAAUUUCCAUGCCAAAGAGCAGGAAGUCCACAACGAAAUGCUUAAGAUGCUAGACUCGCGCAGUCACAAACGGUCCGAUCCCAGCGAACGUUUGUUGGAUGAGGAUGACAACGACGACAGUGAAAAUAAACCGAACAUUUCAUCGGUAACAACAUUUGCUGCUCCAACUGCUACCACCCGUGGUGGUCGCGGUAGCCGAGGUGGCAGAGGUUCUCGGGCGGCCAAUAAUAGCAGCUCGGCAAGCCGGGGCAGAGGACGUGGAAAAACUGCUUCUAGUAGUUCUACAAGUAAAAUUGACUCAUUUCUUACCAGUACUGCAAAGCCUGAAUGUCGCAAAAGCGGCAGAAAGGUCUCUAAAGUCAUAUAUCUUUCUGAUGAUGAUGAUUAAAUGUUGAAUAUUAGCUGAAAA
Molecule: messenger RNA, 2091 nt
Organism: Topomyia yanbarensis
Lineage: Eukaryota; Metazoa; Arthropoda; Insecta; Diptera; Culicidae
Gene: mre11
Product: double-strand break repair protein MRE11
Exons: 4
Coding region: 172-2070 (632 amino acids)
Biological process (GO): double-strand break repair via nonhomologous end joining; meiotic DNA double-strand break formation; mitotic G2 DNA damage checkpoint signaling
Cellular component (GO): nucleus; Mre11 complex
Molecular function (GO): manganese ion binding; DNA endonuclease activity; 3'-5'-DNA exonuclease activity
Source: RefSeq, a predicted model, not a curated record